CGGCAGGGUUUACGCUCUCUACAGUUCAGUCCACGUCCGACUUUCUUGCUCGACGCAUCUUCUGCUCUUACAGCAACACAUUUUCUUCUCCAAACUAGUCUGUCGUCACGAUGAUCGCUGGUCUCUCUAAAGCCAUCAACCUCUACCUUGCGCCCUUGCUGGCACUUACGUCCUUCAUCCUCAUUCUGUUCUCCUACCUUGCGCCUAUUAUCCUCUUCCCGACGGGGGUCUCGCUCUUGACGGUGUCGCCGUCCCUGCAGCUAACUGACGCCCAUUCGUCGCAAGGCGUGGACGGUCCUUCCGUAUUCCUGGGCGCGCUAGGCUCAUGUACGCGUCCGAACAACGGCGCGUCCGUCACCUGUACUGCGCCGACGGUGUCUCCGCAAUAUGACCUUUCUGUGCUUCCGAGCAAUGCCCCGGACUUGCUGUCUGCACCUACGGCAACGACCCCGGCCUUCAUUGCCGUAUCGCUGGUCUUUACUGCCAUCUUCUUCCUGAUCUUCACCAUGACCGCCUUCCGAGGGAAGAUGGGCAAGUUCGGGAACACCUUUGACAAGCCCGUGGUGCAGCGUGCAACUGCCUGGAUCGGCCUGCUCGGUUUCUUGAUUGGCAUUACCUCGUUCCUCGUCCUCCGGAUGUGGUUCGGCAAGGCCGUCGAGGACUUCAACCGGGACAUCUCAAAGGAGGGCGCGGAUGCGCCGCAGCUCAUCGCAGCGACCAGCAACGGAUUCAUCAUGGUCUGGGUGGCAUAUGCCUUCUACGCUGUGCCCGUCGUGUGCUCGCUCGCCAAGCUCCAUGUCGCAGCUGGCAAGGCGUGAGAUGAGACAUGUCCGUUAUGACUCGCAAUGCAGUUUCAAAUACCUGGACUUUCAGUCGAUGAGCUGCAGGCGCGGCUCUCGACUUGCUGUAUCAUACCAUUCCGGACAUUGUGCCUAGUUCUGCGAACCUGUAUCGGUAGAUGUAGCAUAUACCUCGUGUUAAUAGGACUGUGCUCCCC
This is a messenger RNA of Trametes versicolor FP-101664 SS1, 997 nucleotides long. RefSeq lists its product as uncharacterized. The transcript is spliced from 5 exons. Lineage: Eukaryota; Fungi; Basidiomycota; Agaricomycetes; Polyporales; Polyporaceae. The record is from RefSeq and is a predicted model, not a curated record. The coding region runs from base 111 to 818 and encodes 235 amino acids.